Messenger RNA from Neurospora tetraspora, 1701 nucleotides. Its product is annotated as Sec20-domain-containing protein. Gene Ontology annotation, cellular component: SNARE complex; endoplasmic reticulum. The transcript is spliced from 2 exons. Gene Ontology annotation, biological process: retrograde vesicle-mediated transport, Golgi to endoplasmic reticulum. The record is from RefSeq and is a predicted model, not a curated record. Gene Ontology annotation, molecular function: SNAP receptor activity. Lineage: Eukaryota; Fungi; Ascomycota; Sordariomycetes; Sordariales; Sordariaceae. Bases 89 to 1618 code for a protein of 509 amino acids.
GCCAAGUUUCCACUUACAUCCACCAUUUUCAACGCCUACCUAGUCAACACCCUACAGAUACAACACCGACGCAAUACGAUAAUCACUAAUGUCAUCAUUCGAAACGCUCCAAGAGCGGCUCACGGCCCUCCAGGAGACGACCGGCCAGCUAAAGGAGCUCAUCGAGCGUCUCGCCACACUCAAAUUCGAGCCCGGUUCCGUUCCUCUCAGCAACAGCAUCAGCAGUCUCGCCAACACUGGCGCCGAUGGAAACACCAACAAUGAGGCCGCCGAUUUGAGUGCCGAAAUCAGCCAGGUCUUGCGCGAGGAGGAGGAGGAUCUGGAGUUGCUGCAGGAGGAGAUCAUCGACUUGCGCUCCGGCCGCCCAGGGAGUGAGGCAGAACACAAGAAGACGAGGUUAAAGGAGGGCGCGCAGCGCUUGGCUGUUGAGCUGAAGAGCUGCCGAACCUCGUUCCGCAAAGCCCAACUCGCCGCGCGCCGCAACCUCGAAACCGCCCAGCGCCUCGAGCGCCAACUCCUCCUAGCCUCCUACGUCGCCGUCGCCGCCAACCUCGCCGCCGCAUCAUCAUACCGCGGCGAAUCCGGCACCUCAACACCCGUGUCGUCCGCUGCCGCCGCCGGCGGUGCUCCUCAACCAACCUCAACCACCCCACCCCCUCUUCCAACCUCUUCCGCCGCCGCCGCUUCUUCCGAUCCAUCCCAACCUCCUCUCGACCCCCGCCAAGCCCUCUUCGGCAACCGCCGCCGCAAGCAGCACCAAACCACUUUACCCCCUUCCCACGACUCCGAAGUCGUCUCCGCCUCCUCCACCGUCACCGACGCCCUGCGGCGCACGCACGCCCUGAUCGCCUCGGAAGUAGCCAAGUCGGCCUUCGCAUCCCAAACCCUCGCGGAAAGCACCGCUGCUUUAAAGGAACUGCAGCGCAGCUACGAGGGGAUCGAUUCCCUCUUGUCACGCUCGCGGGACUUGGUGAGCACGCUGCUGCAGAGCCAGAAGAGCGAUACGUGGUAUUUGCGGACGAGCCUGUACAUGCUGCUGUGCACGCUGGGGUGGUUGGUGUUUAGACGGUGGUUGUAUGGACCGCUUUGGUGGGUUUUGUGGUUGCCGUUGAAAAUGGUUUGGAAGGGCGGGAGGGUUGCUUAUGAUGUUUCGACGACGCACCAUGGUCAUGGUGGGGUGGAGACUGGAGCAGGAGGGGGGGCGAGGAUGGAGGUUUUGGUUGGGGAUGAGAAUGGGAAGGGAGGAAGGAGUGUGGUGGGGAUGGCGGAGGAGGGGGCUGUUCCUACGGUUCAGGUUGAAGUUGGCGGCGGUGGUGGCGGUGGGAAAGCGAAGAAGAGGGAUAAUGAUAAUGAUGUGGACCCGGAAUCGAUGGUGGAAAAGGUUGGGAGGAUCAUUGAGGAGAACUUGCCGCCUUUGGAGGAUGAGAAGGAUGAUGCCCAGAAGGUCGUGGUCGAAGAUCCAGAGCUGGAGCAAGGCUGGAUUGGUCAGGAGAGAAUCUUUACUGGGGAGCAGGGAGAGAAGGGAGAAGAGGAGGAGGAGGAAGUGGUACAAAGGAAUCCCAAGAAGCGGAUGUGGGAAGAACCCGUGGUGAACAACCCGAUUAGGGAUGAGCUUUGAGGCUUGAUAGUUUGCAGGAGUUUAGCAGAUGAAGUCUCGGUCAGAAGCCGCUUAUCACUUAAAGAGCUUGAAGCUGAAGAUGA